AGGCCAGGCAUUACAUUACCCCACCGACCACCUGCUCGACGAGCCACCAUCAUCACUCCAUUAGUGCUCUGCUCUCCAGUCGCUCCCCUCCCGGCCUCCCCUAGCUAAGAAAAGGGCCAAAUUAAGCUCGCCGCCGACGGGAGCAGCAGCUACUAGCUAGACAGAGAGCCCGGAGUGAUGGACCUUAUGAGGCCGCUGGCCGUGGUGGUGGCGCUGCUGGCCGUGUGGGCCGCCGCGGCGGAGGGGUUCGACAUCCUCCAGAUCCUGGGCAAGCAGGACGAGUUCUCGCAGUUCUGCAAGCUGCUCAACGAGACGCACCUAGCCGGCGACAUCAACCGAGACCGCACUAUCACCGUGCUCGCCGUGGCCAACGGCGACAUGGGACACCUCACCAGCGGCCACUACUCGCUCGGGACCAUCCGCCACAUCCUCGAGCUGCACGUCGUCGCCGACUACUACGACGAGAAGAAGCUCAAGCAGCUGUCGCACGGCGCCACCGCCGCAUCCACCUUGUUCCAGCGAUCCGGGUUUGCCCCCGGCAUGGCAGGUUACGUCAACAUAACGCAGCACCGCGGCGGCAAGGUGACAUUUAUCGUCGAUGACGCAGCCGACUCCGUGAAGCCGGUCACCUUUGUCAAGCAGAUCGAGAGCCACCGCUACGAUUACUCGGUGCUCCAGGUCAGCAGUGUGCUCUCCUCGCCGGAGGCCGAGGCGCCCGUGGCCCCGCCGGCUCCCGUCAACCUCACCGACCUCCUCUCCAAGAAGUACUGCAAGAGCUUCGCGGGCCUUCUUGCUGCCGACGCUAAGGCCUUCGACACCAUCAACGGAACCAAGGACACCGCGCUGACGCUCUUUUGCCCUGUCGACGCCGCCGUGGCCGCCUUCUUGCCCAAGUUCAAGAACCUGACGGCCAAGGCCAAGACGGCCAUCCUGCUCUACCACGCCGUGCCGGACUACUACUCCAUGCAGUUCCUCAAGUCCAAUAAAGGCGAGGUGACCACGCUCGCCACCACCAGCGUCGCCAAGAAGGACUACACCUACGAAGCGCAGACCGAGGCUGACACCGUCACGCUCGACACCACGGUCACCACCUCUACCAUCCAGGCCACCGUCAGGGACGACGACCCGCUCGCCAUCUACGCCGUCUCCAAGUUCCUGCAGCCCAAGGAGCUGUUUAAGUCCAAAACCAAGGACCUCGCGCCGGCGCCCGCGCCAGAGGGGGCCAAGAAGAAGACCAAGAAGAAGCCCGGCAGCACCUCGACGGCUGCCGCGCCCUCAGGCGACGAAGCCGCGGACGGCCCGGCUGCCGACGACUCAGCUGACGACGCUGCGGACAAGGCCGGCGCCGCGCCGUCUCCGCUCGUCCGGUGGGUCACCGCGGUUGCGACGGUGGCAGCCGUGCUGGCGCUGGUGGCCUAAGGUGUGCCCUGAUGUGUUAUGUUUUCUUUUUAACUUAUUGGAACCCUCUUCUUUUCUUUGUCCAAUUCGUGUCCCUUGUUGGUGCAGAAAAUAAGAAGGGUCAUUUUACUUUAUUUUUAUAUUUAUUGCUGCAUUCUCAUGGAAAAGGGGAAAAAAAGAGGAAAGCUUAGAGGUGUGUCAGAUCAUGUAGCUCUUUGGAUUGUGGUGAUCAUUUUGUAAUGAUAGUGAUCAAUGGAAUUGAAGAGUGUGUUUAUAUGUGCACUA
Messenger RNA from Panicum virgatum (switchgrass), 1683 nucleotides. Its product is annotated as fasciclin-like arabinogalactan protein 2. NCBI's taxonomy places the organism in Eukaryota, Viridiplantae, Streptophyta, Magnoliopsida, Poales, Poaceae. The record is from RefSeq and is a predicted model, not a curated record. The transcript has 2 exons. The coding region runs from base 178 to 1419 and encodes 413 amino acids. Gene Ontology annotation, cellular component: plasma membrane.